AUGGACGUCUACGGCACAUGUAAAACUGGUACACGACCUUCGAAGCCGUGGCUCUCGUCUGUCAUUCAUGUCUCGUCUAGAAGGCCAGGUGGUGGGGCUCCCGGAAUUGACAUCUCCCCUCGUCAAAGGGCAUUGAAUGAUUCGGUUCGGCGCCUGGUGGCCCUGACCUAUCGUGGUAAGGUGCACAACGCCUCAUACCUACGCAAACUGGAACCGAGAACCCGUUUACCUCGUCAUACCAAGCGCUGUGAACGCAUUGGUGUCCAAAAGCGGGCCCCGAGCUGCCACAUCAUUGUUCAGUUCCUCCGGGGUCAGAUCUUCGUCACAGGCGAUCCAUUCCAUAGCGACUUCGUCUGGAGGUGUUUCCCCCUCGGGGUCUUCAUCCUAGCAAACUACCCUGAGCAGGGAUUCAACUACGCCCACUCUUCUGCAUGGUAUUCCGAAUCUGUCGUUGUCGUUCCAACCAAUGAUUCAAUGUGGUUCGAACUGUGGAUGACCUUCACGACGUGUCCCGUGCUGUAUAGGAGCGGACUUCCUACCAUAAUCCUCCCAGAUUGGAUCCAACGUUCUCGAUCAGUAAAUGGAACCACUUACCCUCUGCCCCAAGGCAACACAGCUUGUAAUCUGGUUUUGUGCGGGCCUUGCUCUAAGUUGCAACCCCACCGGGAGUCCAACAAUGCUUUCGCUCUCUACUGUCUACUUUCUUCGGGCCCAAGUUUUCGGCAUUGGUGCCCUGUUCUUAUCGCAGCCCCAACGAUAUUUAGGACUGAAACCCCGCAAUCGGACAUGCUUCUCAAGCUCAAGCCCGAGUAUGUCUCAAGCGCCGACAUCUAUAUCACUUGUGCUUGGCCGUAUCAAUCCCCCGGCAUGGAUAUUCCCCAGCUGCUGCGUGGGACGUGGGUCCAACGUGGGUCCCGCUGA
Messenger RNA from Laccaria bicolor S238N-H82, 921 nucleotides. RefSeq lists its product as uncharacterized. The record is from RefSeq and is a predicted model, not a curated record. The transcript has 6 exons. The coding region runs from base 1 to 921 and encodes 306 amino acids. Lineage: Eukaryota; Fungi; Basidiomycota; Agaricomycetes; Agaricales; Hydnangiaceae.